Messenger RNA from Brachypodium distachyon (stiff brome), 2125 nucleotides. Its product is annotated as probable nucleolar protein 5-2. The coding region runs from base 209 to 1891 and encodes 560 amino acids. Gene Ontology annotation, molecular function: snoRNA binding. The transcript is spliced from 10 exons. Lineage: Eukaryota; Viridiplantae; Streptophyta; Magnoliopsida; Poales; Poaceae. The record is from RefSeq and is a predicted model, not a curated record. Gene Ontology annotation, cellular component: small-subunit processome; box C/D methylation guide snoRNP complex.
CCGGAUGGGCCAUCAAGCUCCUCUGCGCCAUCUAGUAUAAAAUCUCUCCAAGACCUAGGCGCUAAAACCCUCGCGGCGGCGCCUCUCUUUUCUCCCUCUUCCCACCCGCCGCAGCCAAAACCCCUCCUGCUUCUUACUCUCCAUAGCUCAAUCGGCGCAAGGUGAGGAGGGGUCGUUUGUUCUGAGUUUAGUUGCGGAUUGGUGAGAGAUGUUGGUGUUGUUCGAGACGCCCGCGGGGUUCGCCCUCUUCAAGGUGCUCGACCAGGGCAAGCUUGACAAGGUCGAGGAUCUAUGGAAGGAGUUCACGACGUCGGACUCCGCAAGAAAGGUGGUUGAGUUGAAGGCUUUCAACAAGUUUGAGAACACAUCUGAUGCCCUUUCUGCUGCAACCCUCAUUAUUGAUAGCAAGCCAACCAAGGGUUUGCGAAAGUUCUUGCAGAAGCACUGUGAGGGUGAAACAUUGGCUGUUGCUGAUUCUAAACUUGGAAAUGCUAUAAAAGAGAAGCUGAAAAUUGACUGCGUUCACAACAGUGCUGUGAUGGAGCUGAUGAGAGGGCUGAGAAAUCAGCUUACUGAGCUUAUAUCUGGGUUGGGCACACAAGACCUUGGUCCAAUGAGCCUGGGAUUGUCUCACAGCCUGUCCAGGUAUAAGCUGAAGUUCAGUCCUGAAAAGGUUGAUACCAUGAUCAUUCAGGCCAUUGGCUUAUUAGAUGAUCUUGACAAGGAGCUUAACACUUACGCAAUGAGGGUUCGUGAAUGGUAUGGUUGGCACUUCCCAGAGCUCACUAAAAUAGUGACAGAUAAUAUAGAGUAUGCAAAAGUUGUGAAGUUGAUGGGCAAUAGGACUAAUGCGGUCAACCUCGAUUUCUCAGAGAUACUGACAGAUGAUGAGGUAGAAGCACAGUUAAAGGAAGCUGCAGUAAUAUCCAUGGGAACAGAAGUUAAUGAUCUUGACUUGUCAAAUAUUAGGGAACUUUGUGAUCAAGUCUUGUCUCUUUCUGAGUACAGAGCCCAGCUUUAUGAUUAUCUGAGGAGUAGGAUGAACACAAUUGCACCUAAUUUGACCGCACUCGUGGGUGAAUUAGUUGGUGCUCGCCUUAUUUCUCAUGGUGGCAGUCUGCUAAAUUUGGCCAAGCAGCCUGGCAGCACAAUUCAGAUACUCGGUGCCGAGAAGGCUUUAUUCAGAGCUUUGAAGACAAAGCAUGCUACACCUAAGUAUGGUCUCAUCUACCAUGCAUCCUUAAUUGGUCAGGCCGCUCCAAAGCACAAGGGGAAGAUUUCUCGUUCGCUUGCUUCAAAAGCUGCUCUUGCAAUCCGGUAUGAUGCUCUUGGUGAUGGUGAAGAUAACUCCAUUGGUCUUGAGAGUCGACUGAAGCUUGAAACACGGCUUCGUGUUCUCGAGGGUAAAGAACUUGGGAGAUCUGCAGGUUCCACAAAGGGGAAGCCCAAGAUAGAAGUGUAUGAAAAAGACAGGAAGGGUGCUGGUGCUUUAAUUACUCCUGCCAAGACGUACAAUCCUUCAGCCGAUCUUGUUCUUGCAAAAUCUGCCGAAGAACCAGCAAAGAAGCCUGAGACGGCUUCAAAGAAGAGGAAACAUGAUGAGGCGGAGACUGCACCAUCAACAGAGCCUGCAGGGGAAGCAAUUCAGGAGGAUGGUGACCAGGAGGUUCGGAAGAAGAAGAAAAAGAAGUCCAAGGACAGUGAGGAAUCUGCUGCAACGAAUACCAAUGGUGAGAAGAAAAAGAAGUCCAAGGGGGGCAAAGAGGAGCCUGCUGGCAGCGAGAAGAAGAAAAAGAAGAACUCUGAUGUACAAGACAGCAAGAUUGUUGCGAUGGAAACCGAGUCUGGUAAGAAAGACAAAAAGAAGAAGAAAAAACAUACUGAUGAGUGAUGAAUGAGCUAUUUGCUAGAGAAGGGAAGAAAGCCAAGUAAUUUUUGGUGGGCUUGGGUUGAAUCGCUGUUCUGUAAAAUGGCAAUUUACUGGCUAUUCAAUGUCAGUUAGCCGUAGUAUAGGAACCUUGCUGCGUUUAAUUUUCUCAUGCAGCUGUAUUGAACAACUUACACUAUUUGGACAACUGGUAAAAUUCAAACUUUUGUUCCAUCCAUACAAAAAUAUGCUGGUUCA